Molecule: messenger RNA, 777 nt
Organism: Taeniopygia guttata (zebra finch)
Lineage: Eukaryota; Metazoa; Chordata; Aves; Passeriformes; Estrildidae
Gene: RNASEH2C
Product: ribonuclease H2 subunit C
Biological process (GO): RNA catabolic process
Cellular component (GO): ribonuclease H2 complex
Source: RefSeq, a predicted model, not a curated record
GCGCGCCGUGACGCCACUUCCUCCCUCCCCAAUCCCCUCAGUGAUGGCGACGCGGGUCCGGGUCCCGCCCGGCGCCGCCCCGGAGCCGCUCCCGGUGCAGCUCCUGCCCUGCUGCGUCCAGCACGACGGGCCCGCGCCCGUGGCCGCCUUCCUGCGGGCCCGGCCCGGCUCCGGCGGCGAGCUCUGGGCCUCGUUCCGGGGGCGCCGCUUGGGGGGCCGGGAGCUGCCGCUGCCCCCCGGCUACUCGGGGGUCGUGCUGCGGGGGGGGGAGCCCGGAGACCCCCAGGCCGGGUGGGUGACGCUGACUGGGACCUUUGGGGCCAUCACGGACUGGGGGGGCGACGCUGCCCCCUCCCCCGGCCGGGGCCUGGCCCGGGCCCUGCAGUGGGCACCCCUCGCCCGGGCCCUCCACGCCCCCGUGACUGACAGCGAUGAGGAGGCGGAGCCAUGACAGGCCACGCCCACAACUGGAGCCACGCCCAGAAUGACCACCCACACCCAUCUCAUUAACAUAGCUGGCCACACCCAGUGGGUGGGGCGUAUUUAAACCAGAGUGCCUGAAGCCCCUCCCAGUAUGGGUGGAGCCUGUGGAAGCCCCACCCACUUUAUUAAAAAAAAAAACCCAAAUGCUGUUCACAAGAGGCUCCACCCACAAACGCUGCCACUCCCACUGUGGGUGGAGCCUCCCAGAGCCACACCCACACACGCCCACGCCCAGUGGGUGUGGCCUGGCAGCGCCCCGCCCCUUUCUCGCUCAAUAAAGGAUUUGCAGCGCCA